Molecule: messenger RNA, 1467 nt
Organism: Achroia grisella
Lineage: Eukaryota; Metazoa; Arthropoda; Insecta; Lepidoptera; Pyralidae
Product: transmembrane protease serine 9-like
Exons: 6
Coding region: 14-1336 (440 amino acids)
Biological process (GO): proteolysis
Molecular function (GO): serine-type endopeptidase activity
Source: RefSeq, a predicted model, not a curated record
GUUGGUACGUUAAAUGUCAGCAUAUUAUUUUCUAGAUAAUUCUAUGAUUUUUCAUAAAAAUAUGAUAAUUAGGAUUUUUCUUUCGUUAUUUUGUGUCUUUUUUAUAGCUAAGGCCGAUGAUGAAAUUGAGAUCAAGAGAGGAAUUUUCCCUUUUAUGGCUUAUAUUUACUAUCCAGAUGAGACUGUACUUGAUCCAUCCGGUAACCGAUUUCUUCGAGGUGCAGUGCUAAUCAAACCUGACUGGCUAGUUACUUCAGGAGUUUCCCUCAAUAGCGACAGCAGGGAGUUUGUCGGAUUCCCGAACAAGACCAUGAUUGCCAGACUUGGAGCCGUCACUAUUGAUUCGAAGUUUACACUGAACGAGGAUGAGUAUGAACAGGAACGGGAGGUAAUACAAAUAGUCCGGCCGUAUAAUCACAGUGCGACACAAUGGUGGCGUACCGACAUAACCCUUAUGAAAACCCUCCUGCCUUUCAACUUCUCUUCUGCUGUGUCUCCUACUAAUUUGAACUUUAAACAAAUCAAUGCUGAGAAAACUUGCAUCAUAUUGAUCUAUGCGAAUAGAGAUGGAAAUUGGACUGACGAUAGAGUUUUGAUGCAACUGCCCGUGGACAUACUGCCACCUUCGCUUGAGAACUGUGGAACCCACUUUUCUUCUGCCACCAUGACGUGUGCAGCUGCCAGUGAUGGCAGCAAGAAUACAAACCCGGAAUUUUGCCAGGGUAAUAGUGGCGGGCCUUUGAUUUGCGAGAAUGGAGUAAUGGGUAUCCAAACUUACAUCGGCAAUGCCUGUAAACAACCUUACCUUUAUCAGCUUAUGUCUGCAUGGAAGACCCUAAUAACUUGUAGUACAAAAGGGAAAUGUGAUGAAAAGGAAUGUACGGAUGUUUGCCUGGUAAAUAACAAGGAUACUAGUGAGGAGUUGGUAAUAUCUCCAGAAACAACUUUAAUUACUAUUUCAUCAGAACCGAUAGAAGAACAAACCGUCAGUUUAAAAGAGACUGUUUCAACUGUACAGGAACGCUUAAUGCCUUUAAUUCCGACCAAAACAGCUAUGAAAGAAGUAACUACAGUAGAAACGGAAACGCAACCGAGUUCUGAAACUACUAUCAUAACAACGAUGACUGAAGACAGUGAAAAGCAAUUAUGGCCUAAAGAAAAAAAUACAAACCGACGUAAGAAUAUAAAUGAAGAGGACACAGAUAAAAUAGAAAGAAAACCUAAUGUAGAAGCUCAACAGCAGGAUGUUCCAAAGAAAGUACGAAGUGCUGCAGUAAGCAAUUUUUGUUAUUUCCAAACUUUGUUUAGUAUUAUUAUAACGUCUUGUUUCAUGUAAUCAACUUUGAUUUGUGAACUAUUUCGUAUUAAAUUUGUUUUUAUUAAUUAUUUUGUACCUUUAUUUUUUUUUAGUAUUCAUAUUAAUACUAUAAUUCAAUUUCAGAUUUUAUUCCAAAUUUAUUCUCUUUG